This is a messenger RNA of Hyaloscypha bicolor E, 1165 nucleotides long. Its product is annotated as P-loop containing nucleoside triphosphate hydrolase protein. Gene Ontology annotation, cellular component: cytoplasm. The record is from RefSeq and is a predicted model, not a curated record. The transcript has a single exon. The coding region runs from base 225 to 917 and encodes 230 amino acids. NCBI's taxonomy places the organism in Eukaryota, Fungi, Ascomycota, Leotiomycetes, Helotiales, Hyaloscyphaceae.
ACCCUCGACACCCUCGCGAUCAGUGCAUCCUCAUAAUAUCUAUGGGAUAAAUAAGCUGAAGCUGUGUACUUUCCAAUAUGGCUGUCCAUCUACACCGUUGGCCUUGAAGGUCCCUUCGCCUCCACAAUCCCCACCGGACGACAGUCUCCCGGACAGCUCAACAAUAAGAAUGGCAACCACCUUGUGCCAGAUAUCAACACCAAUUCCUCUCUCUAUCCGUUGCCAUGGAACCAAUUUACAGAUCCCUCACUGAAAGAGCACUAUCGUUGAAAGAUCGGCUCGAUAAUGGCUCUCCAGGCCAACACCGCAUUGUGGUUGUGCUCGCCGGUCCACCUGGCUCCGGGAAGUCCACAAUUGCAGCAAAGGUCGUGCAGCGCUUGAACGCAACAUCCACGACCCCCUUUGCUGCUCUCAUUCCAAUGGAUGGUUUCCACCUGCCACGCUCCGCUCUCGACCUCCUUCCCAACCGCGCAGAAGCCUACGCCCGUCGCGGGGCCUCCUGGACCUUCGACUCCAACGGCAUCCUGGACCUCGUCCACUCCCUCUCCGAAUCUCGCUUCGAGCCCUCUUCCGAAACUAUACUUGCUCCAUCCUUCGAUCACGCGCUGAAAGAUCCUGUGGAGGAUGGCAUACGGAUUGCACCUGAUAUAGGGUUCGUGCUGUUGGAGGGCAAUUAUCUGCUACUGGAUGAAGAGCCAUGGUGCCGGAUCGAGGGGCUGGUGGAUGACAGUUGGUUCGUGGAUGUCGAGGAGAGGUUAGCGAGGGGAAGGAUUGCGAAGAGACACGUCAAGAGUGGGAUUGAGACGAGCUUGGAGGCGGCGGUGAGGAGGGCGGAAGGGAAUGAUUUGGUGAACGGGAGAAUCAUUAGGCAGAAGUUGGUGAGGCCCGCUGUUGCCGUGCAGAGCGUUGAGGAAUGAAUGUUGCCAUUUCAAUCUCCAGAAGUCAUGUCAAUGCUUUUUGCGGAAUGCCUUGAUUUCUUUGAAUCCGGGUAAAAUGAAAUGGCCUUUGCGUCAAAACCAGGAGCAAUUUGGUGGCCUUGUCCGAGACAAAAGUUUGUUAUUAUAUCUGGUCUGUCGUUGCGGUAGUCUUUGGUCGAAGAUUCGGGGUAGUUCCCUCCGAUGUCAUUCUACCUUUCCUCUCCAUGUUGUAUGCGUGACACCCGCCU